AUGCCCGUCGCGAAGUUCCGACCAUCAGCGAAGAGAAGGCCGCCAUCAAACGUUGAAGUGCCUCUAGCGAAAGAAGCAAUUCCGACGAGCAGCACCUCAUUUCCCGCCGCCAGCUACCACACCCCAUUCAACAGCCCUUCAAAAAUUCGACAAAAUGAACGGCAAACGAAUAAUGACGACACAUCAGCGAUUCUCCCGAGGCAAGAAUUCUGGAUCGACGGCAUGAAAGUUUUUGGCGAGCCGAUAGCCGUAACCACGACACCACAGAGGGCCACUCAACAAUAUUCGAUGGAACAGCAUUCCCCCCAACAAUACCAAGUCGCCAAUAUUUCACCGCAACAGGCGAUCCCGGAACAGGAAGCUCCGCUCCCCCAGCAAAUUCCGCCGUCAUUCACUUCCCAAGCGACGCAAGUGGAAUCGCCGUCAUCAGCCGUAUCGUCGUGUAGUGUUGGCUGCCCGGUGUGCCAAUGUCAAAGCCACUGUCUUCAACAAUGUCCAACGCGUCUCCUCCUGCAGCAACGGAAUCUCAUCCCCACCGGAUGUCUUCUUUGCUGCGACCGGUUCCAUCAAAUCGACGCCUGCCCAAAGUUGGCCAUCUUCCGCGAGUCCGGCAUCAUCAACCAGGGGCCGCCUCGACCAGCU
Mesorhabditis spiculigera is the source of this 642-nucleotide messenger RNA. NCBI's taxonomy places the organism in Eukaryota, Metazoa, Nematoda, Chromadorea, Rhabditida, Rhabditidae. The record is from the annotation of a GenBank genome assembly.